AUGUCUUCAACAGUGACUGAGACCCAGCUUCAAGGUGAUGAACAUGUAAACGACUUUACCUUGGUCGAAGACAACGACCCGGACAAGAUCUAUGCACAGUUCGCGGAGUUGCGAUCGCGAUGUCCGGUCGCACAUACCACCGAAAAUGGCGGUUUCUACCUUCUGACGAAAUACGAGGACGUGAAGAACGCGGCAUCCGAUACUGGCACAUUUAUCUCGUCAAUCAAAGCUGUCAUCCCGAGCGAUCCUCGCGGGAUCCGAAGACCGCCGCUGAAUACCGACCCGCCAGCGCACACGCCUUAUCGCACGGCGCUCGAUCGCACCCUGCGUCCAAAACGACUGAAGCGCCUAGAAUUCACGCUAGCAGAGCAUGCUGAGCGUGAGUUCGCAAAGCUGGUAGAGAAUGGAGGAGGCGACAUAUGCGGUGACUUUGCCGCGAUCUUCGCAGCCUGGGUCGAGACAACAUGGUUGAACUUGGAAGAUGAAACAGCGCCAAUGCUAGCCGAGACGGCUGCUGCUUGGGUAAACGCCUGGCGGAGGCAAGACGCAAAAGAAACGUCGGCACAAUCCGAGAAGCUGUAUGUUAUCGCACGGAAGCUGUUCGCAGACAGAAGGGUGUCUCCGCGAGACCCAGAGCAAGAUCCGGCUUCUUCCCUGCUGCAGGAAAGAGAUUCCAGCGGAGAGCCCCUGAGAGAUGAGCUAUUGAUUGGCUGUCUCCGCCAAUCCCUCGUCGUCGGAAUGGUCGCCCCUCCGCUCCUCUUCGGCGUCAUGUGCAAUCAUCUAUCAAAAGACAAAGACCUACAGUCCAAGCUGCGCACAGAUCCGUCGCUCAUCCCAGCCGCAGUCGAAGAGUUCGUCCGUCUGUACGUGCCGUAUCGUGGCUUCUGUCGGACACCUGCGCGGGACAUCGAGCUCCACGGGCGCACAAUCCCAUCCAAGUCCCCAAUAACAAUGACAUAUGCCGCGGCAAACCGAGACCCAGAUGCCUUUCCUAACCCGGAUGAGUUCAUUCUGAACCGGCCGAACAUCACCUCUCACCUGGGUUUCGGACGGGGACGGCAUCGCUGUGCGGGGAUGCCAUUGGCAAGAAUUGCGCUUCAAAUCGGUCUUGCUGCGAUUCUCCGACAGUCGUCUGAUUUCGAAGUCAAUGGGCCGCUGGAGUACGCUGGGAUGCCGGAGAUGGGAAUCACCAGUUGUCCGCUGCGGAUUACGCCGAGGGAUGAACUGUAG
Molecule: messenger RNA, 1230 nt
Organism: Aspergillus mulundensis
Lineage: Eukaryota; Fungi; Ascomycota; Eurotiomycetes; Eurotiales; Aspergillaceae
Exons: 3
Coding region: 1-1230 (409 amino acids)
Molecular function (GO): iron ion binding; oxidoreductase activity, acting on paired donors, with incorporation or reduction of molecular oxygen; heme binding
Source: RefSeq, a predicted model, not a curated record